Populus trichocarpa (black cottonwood) is the source of this 878-nucleotide messenger RNA. RefSeq lists its product as uncharacterized. The transcript has 4 exons. NCBI's taxonomy places the organism in Eukaryota, Viridiplantae, Streptophyta, Magnoliopsida, Malpighiales, Salicaceae. The record is from RefSeq and is a predicted model, not a curated record. The coding region runs from base 115 to 678 and encodes 187 amino acids.
ACCAAGAUCUAAAGCGGUUUUCUUUGCAUUGCCCAUGGUUUUUCAUUUCCUUUUGUUGGUUUCUCAUCCUUUUCUACCGAGGAAAGGUGAAGGAUCAGAAGAAAGAAACCAAACAUGGUGGGACAGUGGACGAUGACUAAACCUAGCCGGAGCGACGAGGUUUUGGAUGCAAAUCAACAGCUCCAAAUUACCAAUCAAAUUAGAGCUCAGUUUGAUUCUAUGGUCCCCAAACGACCUAGCAAGCCCAGCAGAAGUGAAUCCGACACCACAACAACACCAACCUCUUCGCUUUCUGAAAUUGAACAAGACAAUAUUCCUGAGCUCGACAAGCUUCGAUCUCUUCAAUCUCAAUCUCCUAACAUGUUCUGCCCUGCCCAGGUUUUAUUUUCAGCUGAGGGAGCCAAUAUGGUGCAAGAUGAGUUUGUGGAGACUCAAUACUACACAGAGUUGGAUUCUAUUGACAAGCAACACCACACUACAGGAAGUGGGUUUAUAAAUGUGGUGAGAGGAGAAGAACAUGAAAAAAAUGGAUAUGGAAUCCAAUUGUCAAGUGCUGCUGCAGGAGGUAAACUAGUCUCUUGUUUCAGAAGCAACCCUGCAACAAACGAUUGGACUCCUAGCCCAGAAGACGAUCAGGUGUUUGUUUCAUCCAAGCCCAAUCGGAGUGAGAGCUGUUAGAUCUGCACUGAUGAGAGGAAAAUGGUGAAUUAUCCGACCAUCAUCUAUGGGUUUGGCUUCUUGAAUUUUUCCUUUUAAGUAUUAUUUUAUUGUAUAAGAUUGGAUAAGGAUGGUUUUUGCUCAUGCUUGAAAAGUUGACAAACGGAGACAGGCUUCAUGUGAAUUAUUCAACCACCACCAUCUACGUGUUUUUUUGUCUA